Messenger RNA from Plectropomus leopardus (leopard coralgrouper), 2847 nucleotides. The record is from RefSeq and is a predicted model, not a curated record. Lineage: Eukaryota; Metazoa; Chordata; Actinopteri; Perciformes; Serranidae.
AAUUUGUCGACGGACUGUAUACAAACCAACGUGUGUGAGCUGAAUCGGGUUAAAUGUAGAUACAAUUUUAUAACGCACCUUUAUUACUAUACUAAAUUAAAUGUUUGUGUUUGUGUAGCUAACGGAAGAGCGAGAUUUUAACACGUGGAGUAAACGAGUUGAAGAAGUUGCUAACUUGCUGCUUACAGCAGCUUUAAUGGACUAACAGCACACAUGACAUCACCGUUUUUUUCAGGAGCACCCUCAUGCUGAUCGGACAGGCCUGCAGAUUUGGUGGACGUGUCAGGUCUUGCUUUGUCAGAUCUUUGGCCCGUCUUUUUUCCAGUUCCAGCAACAUGGCCAAGAGCAAGUUCGAGUAUGUCCGCAACUUUGAAACAGACGACACUUGUUUGCGAAACUGCUACAUCGUUGUCAGACUGGAUGGGCGUAACUUCCACAAGUUCGCAGAGCAGCACAACUUUACAAAACCCAAUGAUGACAGAGCGCUGGGCCUGAUGACCCGCAGUGCGCGCUCUGUCAUGGAAGAGCUGGAGGAUAUUGUCAUCGCUUAUGGUCAAAGUGACGAGUUCAGCUUUGUUUUCAAGAGGACCUCCACCUGGUUUAAGAGGAGAGCCAGUAAGCUCAUGACCCACGUGGCCUCACAGUUCUCCUCCUCAUAUGUGUUUUAUUGGAAAGAGUAUUUUGGGGAGCAGCCCCUCUUGUAUCCCCCAGGCUUUGAUGGGCGCGUGGUCUUGUAUCCUAGCAACCGCAACCUCAGAGACUACCUCAGCUGGAGGCAGGCAGAUUGUCACGUAAAUAAUUUGUACAACACGGUGUUUUGGACUUUAGUGCAGCGGGGAGGACUCACCACAGCCCAGGCAGAGGACCGCUUAAAGGGAACAUUGGCUGCAGACAAAAAUGAGAUCCUGUUCUCUGAGUUUGACAUCAACUACAACAAUGAGUCUGCUCCCCACAGGAAAGGCACCGCUCUCAUCUGGGAAAAGAGAGACGAAACUGUCAUCAAACGCAUGAAGCUACCAAACGAAGAGGAGAAGGAGGUGGCCGUGACUCGCAGCAGGAGAAGGGUGCAGGCUCAUCACUGCGACAUCAUAGGAGAGACAUUCUGGGAGGAACACCAAGACAUCCUGGAGGACGACAAUUGUUAACAUACUUGAUGCAGUGUGGCCAAAACGGUUGAAGUGGACCCCAAAAAGCAGCAGACAGAUGAUAGAGCAGCUUGAUGUUGAACAUAUGCAUCAAACAACGUAUUACUCAUGAUGCUUAGUACGCUUGAGUCCCUUAAAAGAAGACUGAAGCCUCUGAUGAUUGACUUUGUACGAUCACUUUCUCACAGCCGGAGUACAUUCUUACGUAUUAAACUUGUUUAGUAAUGUUCCUGUGAAGUGGGACGUUUUCUGGUUAAGGCUGCCUGUCAUGUUGAAAGAGAAGCAGAUGAUCUCAUAAUCUUUUAGCAGUGGGUUCAGAGGACAUACACUGCAGUUUUGAUACUGACACAACCAUCUUGCCACACCUAGUCUGGUGCUUGUAGCUCUCCUAAAGUUGCUUUUCCAAAAAUACAUCCUCAUUUGAUAUCAUGAAUAACAUCCAGAAUACUACCUUCACUUGAUCUUUCAGCGUGUUUAACAUUACUCCUCUUGGUUUUUUUAUGUGCGUGUGGACGUUAUGAACUCAACUAUCCUUUUUCUUCAGGAAGCAGUGUUUCUAAUCUUUGAAUUUUAAUCUUUCGGGGAAGCUUAUCUGCAAAAUGUUCAAUAUCACUUACAGUUUGUAGUAAGACGGAGCAUAUCUGAGAGAGGAAUAAGCAGAGUGAAGCAGAAACCAAUACCUUGGCAGUAACGAGCGGCCUUGUCUUGCAGCCAGGACGCCAUUUAGAGAUGUGAAUGGAUUCGGUGGCCUGCACUGUCAUCAGUGCUAAGAAUACCUCACACACCCUGCGUACACUCUAUCCUUCUGACAUGUGGUCCGUGGCAUAUUUAUCAUCGCACUUAUAAAUGACCGCCUCAGUAUGAAUGGCUGCUGGAGGCUUGAAGUGGUAGAAGCCAACUGUAUUUUGAUACGGUAGUAGGCUGGGUUACUGUCAGGUAUUAGAGUUGUAUUUUUGGUCUCCUGACCUUGUUUGAAGCAUGCAGCUUCUCUACUGUACUUUAUGUAACCAUGAUUCAACUCUUCUUUUCACAUUUGGGAUCAAAUACUUUAGCAGGAGCCUGUUUGUUUUAAUAAGACUUUUAUAAUAAGUUAAUGAACAAUUACACCUAAAUCAAGUAAGAUUUACAAAGACACUUUAUGCCUGCAGGAGUUGCCUUUUUCCUAAUGACAUAAACUCACUGUGCUUAAGAUUACUUGGACUGUAGCCUACACCUACCAUGACUCGACAUAUGGCCUUGUAGUAUAGACAGUAUCUUAGAAACGCGAACGUGUUGAGGCAAGUAGUGCAGUUAUUUAAAGAGAGCAUGUGUUUAUAUGCAGGGUCUAAACUUAAUCCUGUUGGGCCAGUAGAUGGAAAGAAAAAAAAAAACAAAACGAAUGAAAUAGUGUACACAACCUCAAUAAAAUUGUGCUUUAAUAGUAAAAUAUUUCAUGUCCUUGGUUCUGAUUGGUUGCUUAACCACUGACAGCUGCGUUCACAUCAUAUUGUCCAGAAUGCAGCUACAAACAAGCCAGUGGGAUAAAAAUGUUAACAUAAGCCUUAGAGACGGCACAGAGGUGUCAACAAACUGAUGCCAACUUGGUUCAAAGCCACCAUCAUUGACAGGAACAGCUAAAUAACAGCCACUGUACUGUAAUGCAAUCGAUUCAUCUCAUUUAAAAGUAGAUACAUACUGUUUAGUUUUCAUUUGAUACAGUAAG